Messenger RNA from Columba livia (rock pigeon), 2399 nucleotides. It is a transcript of the gene DRC1, whose product is annotated as dynein regulatory complex subunit 1. The transcript has 17 exons. Gene Ontology annotation, biological process: axonemal dynein complex assembly; cilium-dependent cell motility; regulation of cilium movement. Lineage: Eukaryota; Metazoa; Chordata; Aves; Columbiformes; Columbidae. Bases 343 to 2349 code for a protein of 668 amino acids. The record is from RefSeq and is a predicted model, not a curated record. Gene Ontology annotation, cellular component: axonemal dynein complex; axoneme.
GCCCCCAGCGACCCCGGGCCCCAGGAGCGCAUCGCCGCCCGCCGCCGCCGCAUGUCUGCCCGCCUUGAUGCCAAGCGCCGGUGAGAAACGGGGUUCGUGUUUUCUCCGCACCGCCUACACCCGCAUCGGCCCCGCCUAAAUCAGAGCCGGGCUCAGGCCGCUCCCUGCCCCACGCCGGCACCAGGUCCCGCUCCUUCUCCCCAGACUCUGUCUGGUCGCAGGGCGGCCCUUGGAGAAGAUGCGGAGCCCAAGGCGGUUGAGGAGGAAGAGCAGAGAAGGAGCCAUAAGGAGAUAGAGGAGAGCGGGCAGAGGCUGGCCAAGCUGCUCUUUGAAGGCACGCAGAUGGUGACAAACAUCCAGGUGGCUGCUGACCUGCGGGAAACGCAGAGGAGAGCAGAGGAGGCAGAGCUGAAGCUGCGGAGGCUGGAGAGGCUGGAGAAGGAAGCCAAGUCUGGCACGGCCAGGUUUGCGGAGAUCACCUCCAGGUGGGCCCUGGCCACGGAGCGGACGAUCCCGCAGGAGCUGUGGCAGCUGCUGGACUGGCAGCAGCAGCGAUGCACGCGGCUUCUGGAGCAGAAGAACCAGCUCAUCAGUGACCUGCAGCAGGAGCUGAAAAACAAAGACGAGCAGUAUGUCCAGGCCAUUAAGCAGCAGUCGGAUGAUAUCAACCUGCUUUUGGAAAGAAUGGAGGAGCAGAUCAGGACCAUGCUGAAAACUUACCGACACAAACUCCUGCAGAUUGAGAAAGCUUUUGAGCUCGAACGGCGAGAGCUGCUGGACAGCAACAAGAAGAAGUGGGAGGAAGCCAUCCAGGCCCACAACACACAGGAGCUGGAAUACAUCCAUACCCGCCUGAGGAAGGUGGAAGAGUUUGAGAAACAGCUGAAGCAGCUGCUGCUGCAGGAUGAGGAGGAGUAUAACAGCAUGAAGAUCCAGCUGGAGAUUGAAGUGCAGAACCUGGAGAAGCAGCUCCAACAGAUGAAAGCCGCCUACCAGCUGACCCAGGAGAAGCUGGACUUCAACCUCCAGGUGCUUAGAAAGCAGGACGAGGAGAACGCCAUCAUCAGAAGCCAGCAGAAGAGGAAGAUCAACCGGCUCUACACCAUCUUCAGUAACCUGCGAACAAAACUGGCCAAACAAGAGCAGCAGUUCCGAGAGGAGGGACAGAGCCUGACCACCCACUGCGAGCGCAUCAUGGCAAAGUGCAAGGUGGUGCAGAGGAAGAUGAGGCACUUUGCUCUCAGCGACAGUGAGAAGUUCACAGAGGUCUGGCUCAUGAAUGAGGAAGAAGCCAAAGGGCUGAUGCGCAAAGCCCUGGAUGCAGAUUUUGUCAUUCACACCCAGCAACUGGGGCUGCACUGGGAAGAGCCUCAUUACUGGUUCCUGAACAACGUCGGCCCCCUCGGGUGUUACAAAGCGAAGAGGAGGGCGACCGAGCUGGCUGCGCAGAUCCUGACAGAGAGCAGCGCUGACAGACAGGAGGAGGAAGAGAGAGAGAAGGAGAUGGAAAAAGUGGGCAGUGAAGGAGGAGGAAAAGAAAACACAAUGAAGGCUGAGGAUAAAGUCGCACCUCUGCGAAAUAUCUGCAAGAAAACUGCCAAGAGGAUCCUGGAGCUCGUGAGCGACGAGUCGGGUUUCCUGCUGGAGGGCAAGCAGCUGAGGCUCCUGCAAGCGCUGGGGAGGGACGACCGCAUCCUCAUGAAGCUCGACUCCAUCUUUGGGGCCCUCGGGAUUGACAGUGAGGAUGACCUGCACCAGCUGUUGGAUUUUUUCCUGCAGUACAAAGCCCGGGAGGUGACUGUCAGGCAGAGCCAGGGCAGCCCGGGAGGAGAUGUCACGGAUCCAGCUGAGGACAGGGAGCACGGUGGAUCCAGCCCCCAGAGGGACGAGCUCAAACCGCCUCAGAGCCCGCCGGCCUCCCUUCCAUCUGCGUCCAUCCGCACCGAUGAUGUCCUAAGGAUCCUGAACGCAUUUAUGCGGGAUUUUAACAAGCCGAGGGAGAAGGACGAAUCCCCGAAGGAUGUGCUACCAGAACGGGACAGCUCCAGGGACGAGGAGUACUGGGCAGCGCUGGCACACGUUAUCCCGCAGCCCGUGUUGAAGCUGUGGGAUGCGCUGGCGGCCGCACUGGAGGAAUAUUACAAUGUCCUGACGUCCCGGGCCACCCUCCUGGCCGAAACAUCCGUCCUGCAGCAGCAGAACUCGGAGCUGUGCGUGCUGCUGGAGGAGUACGUCAGCUCCAGGGUGAACAGCGAGCUGCUCUGCCCCCCCACAAAGUGGAUGGACUUGAGCUUGGCCUGUCCCAGGGAAGCGCAGCGAGCACCCAAGGCCAAGGCAGAGAUGUUGUAGGCCCUGAGCUGUGUCUGGAGCCGGGGCUAAUAAACCUUUUCUAAAUCUGA